CGCGAACUUCCGGGAACAGUUGUUUGGAUAAUGGCGGACCGUCAAAUUUAGCCAACGGUCGUCCUAACUUAUAAUUAAACCGGGAAACAGACACCAAAAGGCGGGUACUGGUUACCAUAAACUUUAAGGUUGAGUGUUGUACAGAGCCUCCAGCUGACCGAUGUGUCCAGAGGUCUGGAAUACAAAGUGCACUCAUGUAUCUCUAAAUAAAGCAACUGGAAGGUUGGCAUAGCGAUGUGGAGUCGCUUCCGUAGUGAGGCAGGGUCGGCAGCGGGCGUCCCUUCCCAGCCUACCCUCACUGGGCAAGACAACAGAAGAGCAGAGAUAUCAAAUGCAUGGAAUACUCUGAACCAGACCAAAGCUGCAUUAAGGCACAUUGAGAAUCGUCUGGAGGCAACACCAGGUACAGGAGUGCUACUGGAUUCGGUGCAGGAAACAAAGAAAACAUCUGGUAGUGGCAGUCGAAAAAUAAGUCGCAGAGAAGGGCGUCAUGUGGAGGAAAGUGGGUCCAAGUCCAAAACACGAAGUCGGCGGAGUCCAGACAAAAGUUCCCGUAGUCCCCUGAGGAACAGUACUCUGGACAACAGCGCCAAGAGACCCAGCGCUGUGGAGUUCAGAGAACCACUCGCUUCUUACAGGGAAGCAUCUCCACUGCCAACGCCCCAGACCCACUCUGAAUCAGAUGCCCUCUUGCUACCAACGGAGGUGGGCGUCUCUCACCCAGACCUCGCUUUAAGCCAACUGGUAUAUCAGCGUGACAUGCAGAUUGCAGAUCUGGACAGCACACACUCCUCUGCUGUAGAUGGCACAUCUGUACGCUACCUCAACGAUGUGUCCGCCCUCAACGCCAUUCACCAACCAGAUUUAGCCACAACUGGGUCGGAGGUCAGUCUUAAGACACACUUGCAUGCUGAGACGUCUCGCGCUUCCUCUGCGUCUAGCCCAGGCUCGCACCGAUUGGAGAACCUGCGACGGGGGCAACCCGAUGAGAAACUGGAUAAGUUGAAAGAUAUAAUCCGCAGACAGAGGGAACGGCUGGAAGAAAAGUCAGAUAGGCUUAUGGGAUACCUGGAGCAGCCUGUGGGAAUAGCGGGAAACGGUUACACAGCACCUACUGUAAAAGUUCGAAAAGUGGCCCAAGCUCCUCCAGCACCUAUUUAUAAAGGCUUUAACCCCAGUGAGACUACGAUCCGCACAGCUGAUGGGAAAGUAUGGGCAGAAGAGGACUUAAACCGACAAAUAUACAAAGACCUGACGCAACAUCUAACAGUGGACAGCACAAAACCAAAGCUGAGGCCUGCAGAGCAAGAAAGGGUGAAGGAGAAGAAACCAUCCAAGCCUGUACGAAAAGUGCACAGAUCUUCCUCAGCACCGGACUCAAAUGCUAAAUCGGUGAUCAGCACGUCGUCAUGGCGAGAGGGGCAGAAGCUGGAGAAGAUGAUGCUUGGGCCUGCGCCACGGGUACGCAGCGAGCCUCGGGCUAAGUCCACAGAGAGACAGACGAGAACAGGCCCUGUCCCUCGCUCCACCUCUGAUCCUCGCCUGGAGCGGAGCCGACAUCUAAGGCCCAAAAGCACAGAAAGACCCCGCAAUCAUGUAGUUUCCGAAGAGGCACCUGGGCCAUCGCAAUCAGCCGUACCCUCCAGAUCAGCAGGGAGAGGUAGAGGAAAAUCUCCCCAAACUGACUUGCUCUCAGCUGACAUCCGAAGCAUCCUAGAUGACCUCCAGUUGGAAGAGGAGAGCAGCAGGGCAGCCGUGCCCAACUCCAGGGCUCGUGCCUCAAACCGGGUUUCCCGCAGUGCCAGUCCUGCCAAGACCACCAAGAGGGUAGAGGAACCUGAGCAGCCCAAGCAGAAGAAACGGCACUAUGAUGCAGAGGCGGUGCGCAUGUAUAUCGUUCAAAAACAAGAAGAGCGCAAAAAGCGACAAGCGGAGGAGAGGAGAGCCCAGAGGGAAGAAGAAGAGAAUAGGAAUAAACGGCUGCAAGAGCUCUACAAGAGACAGCGAGUGGGGCCAACGAGGGGACCCGAAGGGCCAAUAAAGAAACGACUUCAAGAAACAUACACCAAACUUCUGCUGGAACAGACUCAACUUAAUGAAGAAAUUAAGGCUGCUGCCGCAUCAAACAUCAGCCAACAGCAGAGACCAGCGUACCAGCCAUCCGGAGAGUCUGAUAAAGAAAACAAAAGACAAGAUCGACCUCAGAGCACAACCUCCAGCAGCGAUCUGUCCCUUCCGGAGCAACGUCAGCCCCCAUUGUCCAGGAAUGAGUUGGGAUUUGCAGGAUCAUCCUGGCUCCAGUCUGACCACCGUAGUCCUGCUCUAAUAAUGGGAAGCAACCCAAUAUUGCCUCCCUCAGGUGACAUCUUCUCUCAACUUUUAGAACAUAAUGCAGAUCCUUCACGACCUGAAAGAGAGUCCAGACCCGGACCCAGUGCGUUCUCUUCAGACACGGGGCGCAAGAUGAACCGGAUCGAGGCCCUCAAGGCCACUGCUGCUUCUCUGUCCAGCCGCAUAGAGAGUGAGGCACGCAAACUAGCCGGUACCGGAAUCAACUACGGCUGUGCCAGGGACAUGGGCACAGGUCUUUCAAUCCCAACCGAUAACCGAUGGGCCAACCCUGUCAGCCCACCAGUCAGAGAGAACCAAAUAGGUUCUGAUGACCUGAUGGAGAGGAUUCAUAGACUGCUCGCUGCAGGUCAAAGCACAUACGAAGAUGCCCUACCAGGUGUGGGAAACCUGCACACUUUUAGGGAGAAGACAGAAACUGUAGACAGAAAACAUGUACCCUCCGGCCUUGCUGCUAGAAACAUGCACAGGUUCUCUUCUCCUCCAAAGCCUGAUGCCCAUGAGGUUGCUUUAGACUCCAGUGGAGGUUCUAUCAGUGAAGGUCCUCUCCUAAGCGAAGGAAGUAUGUCAGAAGAUGACGAAGACCUUCAAGAACUGCCCAAAUCCAGUCACAGACUGGGAACCACAGGAUACAGUGGAGCUCUUCAGAAUGGAGACAGUUUAGACCCAAUUUCACGCUUUCAGAGAGAGGCCGAGAAGCAUCUUCCUUUUAGUCCAUCCAGUCUGGUACGAGAGAGCAAUGGACCUUGGGAGGAACUUGCCAAAGGAAGCCCAAAUAGUGUUAUCAAUAUAUUCACCAAGAACAUGCACAGUUACGGCAAAGUGUUUGAUGAGAGGGGAGGUAAGAAUUCUCCAGCUGUCCGCUCUGUUGCCAGCUCAUUGGAUGGAGUGGCCUAUGAGGAUGACUUCAUUUCCUCUCGUGGCAGUAGCCAGUCAGCAUCCAAGAGAAGUCUUAAUGGGCUCAGUAAUGGCUACGGUCGGUUCAGUCCCCCUGAAGAGAUGCUAAGUGGGAGAUCUGCAUGUGAUAACAGAAGUGGAGAGAGAUCUCACCGUUCACCCGGCCUCACGCCCCUUUCUUCUCCACACUCUGCCAGCUCAGGAAGCAAGAAAGCUUCAGAAAGGAGCCUGCAUGAGGGCCAGAGAAACACUUUUUCUGUUAUUUCUGAUCUCACUGCUGAUGGUUUUAAGAGGAACGGUUCUCUGAAAGCAUCCAGCAGUCGCAGCUCUAACAGGAGCAGCAUGGACACAGACAGUACACUUGGGGGCGCCUCAGCCCAAUCCAUCCACAGUCUUGCCUCUGAUGGAAAGAAAUCUCCCAGAAGUCCUGGUACGACUCCUGCUGCUGGUUCUCCAGCUGGUUCUGGUUCAUCUCGGCUGUCUCCAAGUAAUGGUACCCCCGUAAGAGGUUCUGCCCAAAGGUCAAGCCCCCCUCACAGUGCCCCACUUAGUUCCUCCUCAUCCUCUUCAGGUGCCAGAGCUAAAUCCAACCCUUCACCUCAUACUCGGAGCCCCAGAGCAGAACACAGGACUCCAGCCUCAUCAGAGCUACAGUUUGCUCCCGGAGCCUUGCAGCAGCGACUGUCCGCCGAGCUCAGUUACCUGGAUGCAGUGGAAGAGUCAGUACGACAGCUCAGUGAUGUAGAGAGAGUAAGGGGCGUCUCUCUCGCUCAGCAGGAAACGGUCUCACUCGCUCAGAUUCUGAAGUCGCAGCAGCAGAGACAUGAGCGUGACCUGUACCUGCUGAGGAUGAAGGCAGAACAAGAAGCCCUGGAAACACAGCGACAGCUGGAGGAAAGCAGGCAGAGAGCUGCACGGGCCCAUGCCGAACUGCAAGAGAGUUUGCUUAAGUCUCAGCAGCAGGCGUUGGGAGGUCUGCACGAAUCCACAAACAAGAUGAUCAAUCAGCAGGCUGAGGCCGCAAGGCACACAGCUGAAACGGCACGACACAUUAAAGAGAUGACAGAACUGGCUCGUUCACAGAUUACAGGAGCAUUGAGUGUUCCUGGGCCUUCCACAACUCUCUAUGACCAACAAAGACAGCACAACCAUAGCUCAAAACAGCUCCAGCCACACCACCACACAGACAGCAGCUGGAAUAGUGAACCGUCUCCAGAGAGAGAAAAGUCAGAGGGCGAGACCCCACCAGACAGCCUCUCAGAGUCCAUCCCUUCUAGGAGACCCACCAUCAGUGGUGGGGGUAGCAGCAGCACCCAGUUGAGUCCAUCACAUUCUGAUCAGAAGGAGAAGUUACAGAAAGACCGGAGCAGCAGUUCGGUGGAGGAUCUAGCUCACACAGCUGUUGAUGAAUCACUGCACUCAGACAGCAUACACAGCGUGCUUGAGGAAAAAGCAGACAGUGCCUCAAUCGCCACAGAGUACUCUGCAAAGUUUGAAGACUUCAUGACUGAGGAUGAGAGAGAGGAAAAGUCAUUCCGCUCUCUUCUGCCCUCUGAGGCCCAUCGUCGUGAAUCCUUGGACAGGAAGCACAGUCCUCACCCUGAGUCUGAUGAUGACCACAACCAAGACAAAACCAGCCCCAGAGACAGUUCAAAGCAGGAUGGCAGCAUGCCUUUCUCCAGCGGUCAGGACAGCUUUUCCAAGUUCACCAUGGAUCUGGUGCGGCAGCACAUGAAGGAGGAGGAAGUUCGUGCUCAGCACCAGAGUUCACUGCUUCGUCUGCGUCAAAAAGCCCUAAGGGAAAAGACCAACGCUGAGCUGGCAUGGCUGGAACAUCAGAAAAGGCGUCUCAGAGAUAAAGGAGAAGACGAUAAGAUGCCACCUCUUCGUAAGAAACAGAGAGGCCUAAUAAUGAAACUACAGCAGGAACAGGCAGAGAUCAAGCGGCUACAGGAGGCCAAUAAAGCAGCAAGGAGAGAGAGACAGCUGCUCCUCAAACAGCAGGAGGAGAUUGAAAGAAUGAGACACUCGACCCUCAGGCUGAAAGAGCGACUGAAGACCGCUGGAGACCCAAACCUGGAAUCACCUGUGUCAGGUGGCGCACAAGAUUCGGCUCCGCCCAGCGUCGUAGUGACAGACGCAGAGACACGUAGUCCCUCCCCCUUGUCUGUGUCAGGCAGUGAAACCAGCAGCAUCAUGGAGAAACUAAAAAAGAUGCGCUUUCACAUGGAUGAGAAACACUGCUCCCCUGUCCAUUAUUUCUUCUCUGUCUUUACGGCUCCUCACUGGGCCUAUCUGUCUGUCUGUCUUCCAAAACUCCACCCCAAAUUCCAGCUCUUUAUCUACAGCCAAUUGGUCAGGUUUCUAACAAAGAGAGAGCAACAGUUGAUGCAAAGGCGCAAACAUGCGGAGGAACUCUUGGAGUGGCGGCAGCGUUUGGAUGCAGAGGAGGCAGAAGUGAGACGUAUGGAGAAACAGGCACUGGCGGCAUGGGAAAAACAGCAGCAGCCGCGCAUAAAAACACCGUUGCAGCAGCAGCAGCUGCGCAGCCGGGAAAGCGAGCGUAGUAAGACCAGUAGUAGACAGGAGUCUUCCAGAGGACAAGGUCCCACAGAAGCAGCCAGUGAAGACGACUCUCCUGCAUUGUCCAUAUCCAGCGUGCACACAGAUCUGUCUGUUCCCGAGCAGCUGGCCAGCCCUUCUUCAGACGGACCUGCCUCUGAGCUUCCCUCUCCACAUCCGACCACCAGCCCUGCCCCAGAUACCCUCUACUCUUCUGAGUCUCAUAAUACAAAUGGCAAACAGUCUCCUCCAGGGAAAGUCAGCAUCAGCUCUGUUCGACAUCAAGAGAGUAGUCAGGCUGGCACUGUCGCUGGCACCAGCGGAAGCAGCAGUAGGAUGCAGGUGUACUCUGGCUUUAAGACCAGCGACCCCCACACCGGUGACCCCCAUUCAGCCACUCCAUCCGAGACGGCAUCAGACCAGAGUGAUGUUGAGAGCCGCAUUCGCGCCCUCAAGGACGAGCUCCGUAAGAGGAAAUCUGUGGUGUACCAGCUGAAAAAGGAGCAGAAGAAGAGAAAUAAAGAACGACUGAAGGCUCAGGAGGCUAGUCUGCUUAAACAACUGGAGUCAUACAAUGACUUCAUUGAGAAGACCAAGGCUGAGUUGAGUAAAGAGCCUGACAGCACUCCAACUACUAAACCCCAAAUUAAAACUCCCACGUCAGCCACUGAAAAGCCUCGAAUAAAACCUCCUCCGCUUCAGAGACCUGAGACUAGCAAAAACUGGAAGAUUGUCACAGAAUCUGAGAAAUUGGAAAAGGCACCCACAGAGACAUCGGUUGAGAAAGAUGACAUUGCCACAUCAGAACACGAGGACAUUACCUCAGAUGAAGAUCCUCCUACGGUUACCCCAACCCCAGUUACAGGAAGCCCAGAACAUAUGGAUGGUUUGAGGAGCUUGCAUAGUCCACAGUUUUUUAGCCACCAUUUAGAUGAUGCCCCAUCUCUGAAGGAGCUUUCAGUUAGAAUGGGAGCCGGUGACCUCGUCUCAGGAGAUGAGAGUAUGGUCGCUAGCCAGAGGUCAGAUAUAAUGGAGGAACUGGAGUAUGUAAAGUCUGAGGUCUCUGAGAACGACCAUUCUGACCAGCACUCCGAUCCUCUGCUCAAACUGGAUCUUGGGCUUCAAAUGCCAUCUCUUAAGGAUACAGAGUUUAAAUUUGAGGAGGAAAGGUUUUCUGGGAAGGAUGAGGUGGUUGAUGAAAAGCCAGCACUUCGAGGUUCUGUAGAUGCUGGAGAGAGUUCCUCUCCUGUGGAGAAACCAAAAGAUCUAGAUGACCCGUUAGCUGAGAAGAGUCCGUCAGUCGUGGAUCGCUCUUGCACCCCUGACUUCAUGUUGUCAAGACGGGAGGAAUUCUCAUCGAAGAUCAAAGAAACACCAUCACCUUCUGGUGAUGGCUACAAUGAUGACUUUGAGUCUUCAGUUGAAUCAUCUUUCAAGGAGGAUAACCGUGAAUCGAAACCUAUAUCACCUUCUGCCCCAGAGCCAAAGGAGGUGUCUUGCAAGUCACCCACGUACAGUAGCGAAGAAGAAAUUGAAGAAGAACUAAGUAUCAAAUCAGGAAGUACUAAUGGAAGCUUCCACUCAGAAAGCCACGCAGACCUCCAUAGUCUUGGUAAGGUCUCCAAACAGGAUAUCUCCAGCUCUUCAAAAGGUCCAACUUCUCCACAGCCCCAAAUGCCAACCUUGCCAACAGUGGAUGAAUUGCCAAGCUUCUGCAUUGGAGACAGGGUUCUGGUGAGUAACGUUCAGCCAGGAACUUUAAGGUUCAAGGGACUAACAAACUUUGCCAAUGGAUUCUGGGCUGGGGUUGAACUGGACAUCCCUGGGGGAAGUAACAAUGGAACUUACGAUGGGGUGGUGUACUUUGAAUGUAGGGAAAACCAUGGUAUAUUCGCCCCACCGGACAAGAUCUCUCUACUUCCAGAGAAGUUUGAGGCAAGUGCAGAUACAGAAGACGAGAAUUCUUUAUUCGAUGACCAAUCAAAUAAGAAACCCAAACCCUCAGAGAAACAGUUGGAGCAUCCUGGGGAUGAACACAGCAAACCUUUUGAACACAACAUCAGACAGCUUUCCUCUGAACAAAGCACCUUUGGUAAAUCUCAGCAUAACUUGGAUUUUAAUGAUAUUGACUGCGAUAUCAUUAACGACCGUGACACAGGUCCACACACAGUGCCUAAUGCUAGAAGCACGGACAUCGUUCUCGAAUUUGAGGAUGCAUUGGAUGAUGUUGUUCCUUUGAUGAAUCAUUUGGAUGCAGGUUCAUCUAAAAACCAGAAGCAGGAAGAGCAACAAACAGCAGUCAUUUUCGAUCUGUUGGAUGAGGCUGAGAAAUCCAGAGACAUCACUAUCGAGGAAGCAAGUGUAGAUACUAGAGAUGAUUUAAACAAAAGGGCUUUAACUACCCUUGCUGAUAAACUGGUGGAAAACUUUUUAAGCGAUGCCGUGAAGCAAUUCCAAAAGAUCAAAAAAGACAAAGAGGAGAAGUUGUCAGCUGCUAAUCAGCAGAAAAGUGACUUCAUCAAUGUAGAUGAUGGACUUAGAAGCAAUAACUUCAAGUAUCAGGAUAGGUAUGCAUCCAAUACGAGGACGGACAGCUUUCGCACUUUCUUUGAUGAAGACCAGGAGGAACUUUCAUCUCCAGAGCAUUGCAACCGACCUGAAAGCCCAUUCCUGGGUACAGGUGGACAGGAAGAACUCGCUAAACGCCUGGCAGAGCUGGAGCUGAGCCGUGAGCUCUUCGAUAACUUCGGUGAAGAUCAGGACUGGUUCGAUGAAGACUUCGGUCUCAGUUCACGAAAACAACAGCAGAAAGAAAAACGCCAACAGCAGGAAGAUGGGAUUUCUACUUCCUCGGGAUUGGGCACAGGGGAGCAAGCCAAAACACCACCCAGGCCUGAGCUUCCCUUGCAGAUGAAACAACCAGAGGAGCCUAUUAUGAUUGUUCCUCACACCGUGCAGGAGGUGGAGAAACUGGUCAGCACUGCUACCUUGGAGAUCUGGACAAGCUGCAAGUUGGGCAACGGUAGACCAAGUCUGGCUGGUGUACCUAAACCUCAACCAUCCAGUAAUUUCCUAGGAGAGGAUGGCAAAGCCAAUGACCAGGAAGCUCAGUGCAAACAAAGCUACAAAAUGGCCGUAUUUGAUUUAUCAUGGGAGGUCAUUCAAGACAUCUAUGCAGAAGAUCCAAAUGUUGAUCAGCCACAAUGGAAGAAGCCACGUCGCCUUAAUUCCAACUACUCCCAUCGGGUAAAAUGCCCCAAUGACAUCACGAAAGUCCAGGAGUUUGUUACCACUGAAGUAUUAAAGUUGUGUGGUCUAAAAAAAGAGAAGAAUCAAAAGACAGACUGGCAGAAGAUGAUCAAAUUUGGUCGGAAAAAGCGAGACCGUGUUGACCACAUAUUAGUCCAGGAGUUGCACGAGGAGGAAUCUCAGUGGGUAAACUACGACGAGGAUGAACUUUUUGUAAAGAUGCAGCUAGCUGAUGGGAUUUUUGAUGCUUUGCUCAAAGACACGGCUGACAUUCUGACGCAAAUCCAAGAGAAGAGAUCCAAAAGAACUCUUUGAUGAUGCAGAGGUAUCAUUUGUCAUAGGCCAGGCGUUGGCAUUAGGACAUUUAAUGGGGAAUGGACCAGACCUAUCGUGGGCGUCUCGAAAUCUCUCAGAAGAUGGUGGGGAUAUUCACAUUUUUAUCACGGAUGUCUGAUGAAUCCAGCUUUUAUUAGCGGUCCUGUGUUAACUGUAGAAGCUGCUCGGGUCCAAAUUCCUCAUACUGUGUCUGUUCAUCGUUGCUGCUAAAACUUUUCAAGUCUUCUUCUCUCAAGGGUCAGGACAGACCUAAAGGCUUACAGACUUUUUAUGAACUUGUUGUUGAAUUAAUUUAGCUUGUAUCAUAACAGAAAUACUUACCUUAUUAAUUUAUUGGAGAGUAACAUUUGAAUUUAAAAGUAAUGUUGGAAAGUGUGUAAAGAAAAGAGAUUAUUUUACCAUUUACUUAAAAGCACAAUAAGUACAAUUUUAAUGUCUAAAUGUCAAUACAAUGUAAAGAAAUUUGAUGCAAGUAAUGAUGAAUGCAAAAACACUGUCUUUGUAAUAUUGUUGUUGUUGCUGUAUUCAAGCAAACAAUGUUGUAUUUACAACAGAUGCUACAGUUGAAACUUCAAUUCCUAACUGCUGGAUUCUAGCCUCACCAUUUGCCUUCCCAUUCAUUUUAAGUGCCUCCAUGGUUAUUUGUUUGCUCGUACAUGGGCGACAUUUCCCAGCCUUUCUUUUGGCGUCCAUUUCUUGUCUUAACUCAUUUAACCAACGGAUAAACCUCUAAUGAUGUAAUAUGUACAUUUCUGCCUUACUUUGUGUGUAUCCACCAUAACAUCCUUUUUUAAAGUAAAAUAUUGUUUUUAAGAAACAAACAUGAAUGGUAAUUUUACAUUAUGUCUGGCACGUGGACAGAUUUGUUUACCUGUAGAAGAGGAAGUAUUUUACUCAUCGUGUACCUUUUUGGGGAAACUGGGGCUCACGUAUCUCCCCUGGUAUACUGUGAUGUACAUACUAGGUUGUAAAUCAAUCUCCAUAAAGUUUCCGGUCUGAAUUUUUGAUGAUCAUAGUGUUUUUAAUGAACUGUACUUCCUGAGCCAGUCUGUCUAUCUGAUGGUGACAGGGUAGAUCUAGAUAGUUUUGUGAUGUUUCAUUGGGUUGGUAUUUUAUGCAACAACUGUUAUUAAAACCCAGCAUUAAAACUUUUCUCAUUCAAUAGCAUGUCUGUGUCACCCGGUGGGCAGAGCUAUUCGUAGCGGUUACCGAGAUCUCUACCUCGUCUCUACUAAUAAUCAGUCUCUUUGGCUAAAACGUUACAACUUUACCAGUGUCCAUGGGUAACUCUCUGCUUUGUGGGCGGUUAGGUUUUGUGUGGCACAAAUGGUUUGAUAAUCAGUUUCUACUAGUCACAAAAAUGUUUAUUUAUAAUGAUGUACUGUGAGAGACAGAGGUGCACUUUGUAAAUUGUUUAACCCUUGUAAAUAGUCAUGGCUGACCUCCUGCGAGUAGACUCAUGGAAGAUCGCAGCGAAAUUGGGCGUUUUCUUUUGCUUCUCUGUAUAUAUUAUAGAUUUAUUUGUUAACAAACUGAUCCUUUUGGAAAUUGUAAAUAAAGAUCUUAUUUCUCAGUCA
Messenger RNA from Misgurnus anguillicaudatus (oriental weatherfish), 10970 nucleotides. Lineage: Eukaryota; Metazoa; Chordata; Actinopteri; Cypriniformes; Cobitidae. The record is from RefSeq and is a predicted model, not a curated record.